This is a messenger RNA of Lucilia cuprina (Australian sheep blowfly), 905 nucleotides long. Its product is annotated as histidine-rich glycoprotein. The coding region runs from base 228 to 659 and encodes 143 amino acids. The record is from RefSeq and is a predicted model, not a curated record. The transcript has 2 exons. Lineage: Eukaryota; Metazoa; Arthropoda; Insecta; Diptera; Calliphoridae.
CCAUAAUCACAGUCAAAGCCAAUACGUCUUAGAGCAACGUACUCUUAAGACAAAAAAAGAAAUAGUUAAACCAAAAAAUAUAAUAAUAAAUUAAUUAAAAGAAAACUUAACUAAACGAAAAAUAAAAGAAAAAUCGCGUGUUAAGGAAAUAUAUUCCAGUGGAAUCUAUAACAGAUAUUUAACAUAAAAGAAAGUUAAAUUUAAGGAAAAAAAAUCAAACAAACAAUAUGAUGAAAUUCAUUAUUCUGUGCUCUUUUAUUGUGGCCGCUACCGCAGCCUUAAAAAUCCAUGAUUAUCAUGGUCAUGGUGGUCAUCAAGAAUACGAACACCUUGAGUAUGCCAAACAUGAAGAACCCGAACAUGUCGAAGAAACAGAACUUCAUCAUGAGGUUGAACACAAACAUGCCACAUCACAUCAAAGUGUAAAAUUACAUCAUUAUCAUGCCGUCCCAGUGUACAUCAAGAAGGAAGAUCAACAUUUGGUCAAGAAACCCAUUGAAAUUGGAGGCACUAAACAAAAAUUGAAACUUCUACAUCCUGAAACUGAAAAGAAUCAUAAUCAUGGUUUAGUUUUGGAAGAACACAGUGAAUCGAAAUUCCAUGAACAUGGUCACUAUGAAGAACCCAAACACUAUGAACAUUAUCAUCAUCAUGAAUAAAUUGUAAUUAAGAACACACAAAUUAGAAAUAAUGUUCCUUCUUGAGUACACAGCAGAAGCAGUAGCAGCAGCAAGAGGAAAAUUAUCAUAAUUUCUAGCUACAAAAUUGCCAAAUUAUUCCCUAAUGUUCUAGAAUUUGAAAUAUAUCGUAUAAGACUACAUUUAUUUGCUAAAAAAAUAAUAUACCUUAAUUUUUUGUUGUAAAAUAUACAUGUAUGUAAAUACAUAUUAUGUAAUUAAUUGUAA